This is a messenger RNA of Aspergillus versicolor CBS 583.65, 1521 nucleotides long. Its product is annotated as putative MFS transporter. The record is from RefSeq and is a predicted model, not a curated record. Gene Ontology annotation, cellular component: membrane. NCBI's taxonomy places the organism in Eukaryota, Fungi, Ascomycota, Eurotiomycetes, Eurotiales, Aspergillaceae. The transcript is spliced from 4 exons. The coding region runs from base 1 to 1521 and encodes 506 amino acids. Gene Ontology annotation, biological process: transmembrane transport. Gene Ontology annotation, molecular function: transmembrane transporter activity.
AUGUCGUACGACAAGAAACCCGUUGAGCACGCUGAAUUCGCUUCCCAGGACAACAAAGAUGGCGACGUCGAGCUAUCAUCUGAGAGACCAGUUCUGGAUGAGGAAACAAAUAAAAAGCUGCUGCGGAAGAUUGACCUCCGAUUGAUGCCGGUUGUAAGGCUGCCUUCGUCGAGAAAAGAUAAGGACUCACUGUUCCAGAUGUGCUUCACCUACGGCCUUCAGUACUACGACAAGGCGCUCCUCAGCCAGGCGGCCGUCUUCGGACUGAGAGAUGAUCUUGGGCUUCAAGAUGGUCUGCGAUACUCGUGGGUGUCGCUGAUAUUCUACUUUGGCUAUAUGGCCGGCUGCUAUCCAAUAUCCUGGCUAUCCCAGACAUACUCUGUCCGCGUCGUCUGCCCCAUCAUCUGCUUUCUAUGGGCCGUGAUAGUUCUUUGCACACCGGCCUGCACCAACUAUGCCGGCAUCCUCGUCAACCGCUUCCUGCUGGGCUUGAUUGAAAGCGGCGUCUCUCCUGGCUUCAUGCUCUGCACGGGCAUGUGGUAUACCCACUCUGAACAGGUCCUCCGUUCGUCUCUAUGGUAUUCCUUCAGCGGUGGCUCGAACAUCAUCUCACCCCUUAUUAACUACGGCCUCGGUCACAUCACCAGCGGGGCUAUGCAGCCCUGGCAAUACAUGUAUCUGAUUGCGGGCCUCGCAACCCUCCUCUGGGCCAUCGCGCUCUGGUUCAUAUUCCCCGACAGCCCGCAGGUCGCCAAAGGAUUCACUGCCGAGGAACGGACCCUGCUGCUUGAGCGUGUGCGCAGCAACAACGCUGGCUCAGAAAAUCGGCACUUUAAAUGGUCCCAGAUGCGCGAGGCGCUGCUCUCCUACCACUUCUGGUGCAUCUUUCUCCUCUCCACGCUCUCCAGUAUCGGCAGCGGAGCAGUCACUACAUUCGGCUCGAUUAUCUUUAAUGGCAUGGGCUUCUCGACGUUCCAGUCCCUCCUGCUGAACAUGCCCAUCGGUGCCCUGGCGUUUAUCUGCGUCCUAGGGUCCGGAUAUAUCGGCCGCAAUGUGCAGAAUUCGCGGCUCCAUGUCGUCAGCGGAGCCUGUGUUCCUGUUAUAGUUGGGAGCUGCUUGAUAUGGCAACUGCCCGAUUCCCAACGCGCCGCACGGAUCAUUGGCUUCUAUCUCAUCAAUUUCUUCUCCUCGGCCUGGGUGCAGUGCAUUGCCAUGGGGACCUCCAAUGUCGCCGGACACACAAAGAAAGCUACAAUGGCCGCGGGGACAUUCGUCGGGUACUCGCUCGGCAACAUUAUCGGGCCCUUGACCUUUGAUGCGAAUGACGCCCCCCGCUACGACCCUGGCUUCCAGGCGACUGUUAUAUGCUUUGGGAUUUGCUUUGUUCUGGCGCAGGUGUUUCGGGCGCUGAUGCUGGUGCAGAACAAGCGGAGGGAUCGCGAGUAUGGUGCCCCGACGAGCGAGCAUGGGUUGGAGGACUUGACGGAUGGCGUGAACAAAUCUUUUCGCUAUCCUUUGUAA